GUUCGAAUUCCUCCUUCAUUUUCCUAAUUAUGUUCAUAGAGGACAUCGGCUGAUGUCCCUGUUCCUAUAAUGAUACUUCGGUCAGAUGUGGUUAUGUAGCCCCACUUGAAGUAAACGAACCCCCGCCACCUGUAAUACGGGACCGGUGGUAAUAGGGGAUUUUGCAUGUGGGGCCGGGGAACGCACAGGCGACGAGGUCAAGUAGUUGUAUGCAAAAGAAAAGCUAUUUGGAAUGCGCGGUUGUGCUUUGAGUGGUUGAGAAAUAGUUGCCUUAACUCUUACCCCAACCCUAACAGUAUUGUGUCCAUCAGGCGGGGCUACAUAACCACAUCUUACCGAUGCUUUUUCGUGUAUGACGGAUAAAAUCAUCUUGGUUUCUUGUGGACCGUCUUUGAUCCAGCCUGCUUAUUUCUCGGCACGGCUUUGUCAUUAGUAAUCCACCACAGAGUGACCUUACUAAAAUUGAAAACACGUGUUGUCGACUCAAACCGCAACCCUUCCGCUACUAAUUUCCGUAUCCGUUUGUAGUCCACUGCAGAUUGAAACGGUUUUGACAUCUUUAUCGCACGAACGACGUCACACAGAACAGUGACAGCAUCUCGCGAAUGCUAAAUAUAUAUUUGUUUACGCCUAGUAAUUCUCAGUGUCGUAAGACAAACGACUGUCAAACAAGUUUAUAGCACAUUUUAUGACACAAGACGCCGCAAAUUUGAAAAACAGACUUUGUACCGAAAUUGGCCCCCAUCUCUUGAAAAUAAUGCGGUUCCCCGCACUUGCCGUUACUUGAUUUUCAUCAAUACAAAGUCCGAUUUUCCGUUUUCAGGUUGAUUUAUGUCAAACGUUUCCUGCUUCUAUUAAUGUCCUUUUAUAGCUCAACGUGCAUAAACAAGAGGUUUUUUCCUGUUACAUUCAGUAGCGUGAGAAAUUGCCUAGAUAUCAAGAAACGUCGGAUUUCUCCCUAAUUUGUCCUUGUUUCCUUUCUUAAAACAGAUUUGCAAUAAAUUUUUCUGGCAAACAGCCUUCUGCGCUUCAAUUCAAUGCAACAAGCAAAAGUAGUAACACCAAAUGUAUUCCAUCCUACCCACUCAAAUUUUGAUCACGACGUUUCAAGUGUUAGGCCAUUUGCUGUAACUAUCGUGACGCCCCCGCUCAUCCUCAUUCGACUUUCAGCAGUUCGCAUACCAUACUUCAUAGGCUUCGUUACCUGUAGGACACGGGAAUAAAUGUCCCCUAAAUAUUACAGGUAGCGUCGCGCUAAGUUCCAGGGGAGGAAAGCUUAGGGAUAUAGGUGGGUCAGUAUUAGGGUUGCGGUCAAAGUUUAGACAUGGGAAUAGUUACCCCUUAGAAUUUCGCGCAAGGCCAUAUACAGUACGGGGCUAUUUCGUCCAACUGCGUUAACUACUGUACAUGCAGAGAUUGCACCGUUCGACCUUGAUAAGCUUAUUCCUGAAAUGCACAAGUCGUGUGUUCUAUUUCAUCACUGAAAAUGUCUCCUUUUCACUCCCCGUCUCGCAGACUGCGAAGGCGUUGAUCUCUCCGAGAAACGGUGCCCAGAUCCAAAUACGAUCACUAGUCUGAUCAAAUCUUUUCUUCGACAACUGCCCAUUCCUCUGAUCACCUACGAGACCUAUCCCGAAUUUAUCGAGGCUGUCCGUAAGUCGUAUUCUCCUGACUAAAGACAAUUACUCGUGAAUUCAAUCAAGCCUUUGCUUUUGUUAGUUUCUGCAGCCUCCUCCCUCUUUUUUUAGUCUUUUUGGAUAAUCGGUAUGCCUCAUAGCCGGCAUUUUUCAACUGUUUCUUAAUCAUUUUUCACUGGUCUGUGACCUUCGGUGAAUCCCUUUCAGAAAAACAUUUCCAAACUCGGGCUCGACAGAAGUCAAAACUGUUACUUGAACCAUGGAAGUAACCUUGUCGAAAGGGAAUAAUCCAGUUGCUGCAGGUUCUCACAGCAUCCGGCUGAUAAGAUAGUAGGGCUGUUAUUUACAGAAUAAAGAAAGGGACAUAUGAGAGUAGUUUUUCGCUAUUGGCCAUCAAUAAAGAUCGUUACUGCCCAUGAACGGACACAGUGAUGCCUUGCGCAUCAGGUUUUUAUGUUGAAGCGGACUUGUGUGGUAUUUAUCUCGCUCUUUAUCCCUAUCCCUGCAUGGUACUGGUGACAAGACACUAAGGACACACAUGUCAAGGUUUAAGCUCCCCCGACGCGUCCCUAACUCUGUACGUGUCUCGGAUCACCCAGGAGUUAUAGUUUCAUAAAGGCCACCACAAUCUGAUCCUCAGUCCCGGGUAAGACUGAAGUACAUCAUCGGUUGGAGGGCUUUCAGACCGCGGCUGUUAUUGUGCCGUGACAGUGAGCAGGCGCUCUUUAACACCCAUAGUGAGGAAACUGGGCGCUACAUCGGAGCUGACUUGAUUCCACUUUAUCUUCCCCCUUUCACACCAGCUUGGAAAUAAGCUCAGACGCCGUGACCGAUGUGGUGUUUACCGCGCCUCACACAGUCAUUGACACAGCCAAUGCGUCGUCCGUUACCGCCGACGUUGAAAAACUCGCUGUUACGUAGCGGGCGAGUCCAGCUGCGUUUGAACCGUGUGGCAGACAUUGCACCGACCCCACUCGUCUUCAAGUGUCGUCUUUGGAAGUGUUUAGGCUCGGCCACUGGUGUAAGUCGUAUACCAAGGCGUGUCAUCGAUAUCCGUCUUGGUGAAAUCCACCGUUCACUCACCUUCCAGCAACGAAGGAAUUUUGACGAAAGCAAUCCUGACACCCUUUGCGCCGCCACAUCGUGUUCUGCUUACCAGAUAACCUCAAUUCCUUCCGGUGUUACUAAAUCGCAGCAGAAAACGUUUCCCACCUUCAGUACCGACGUGCACCAUCACUACUAACCUCAGCUCGUUCUGGGGGUACCUUCCAACAUCACUAAACCUGGUAUUACACGGAGCUUUGUUCAGUCGCGGUCCAGAGAGUUUCCGUCUUCCUCGGAGGUUAGUUUAUCAGGAUGAGAAAGCAAAAGCAGUUGCAUUCCCCUUUCAGACCUUAUGCCCGCGUUAUCCCCUCCUGUGUCAGAAGCCACCCUAAACGGCCGCUGUGCGGUUUGUUUACACAAUAGAAAAGACAUUGUUAGAUCGGACUGCAAGGUCUCGCCUGCGCCCGUGUCUGUCCUCGUGCGCAUGCCUGGGGGUAUGAGACAUUCUAGGGCACAGUCAGACAACCCUACACCUUCUGUCAUGCGAAAGUAGCCCCUCCAGGAGUAGCCGUCAUCUCUCGAAUUUCGUUUUCACGGCGUUCAAAACCUCCUCAUCAUACAUAAUUCAGACGCCCGGAAUAUAAGCCCAGAAUUAACACAGUCCUGGCAGUGGUAGUAGUAGUAGCAGCAGCGUCAGCGUGCAUGGCAGGGAGCUUUAGGAUAUGAAAAGAUUCUAUCUUUUCGCGCAUGACCUAAUUUUAGUUUUAUCGCUCUCCCCGUUGGAUUUGCCCCAGCGUCCUUACUUCGUCUCUGUGCUUUUUCGAAGUGGAGCCGCUUGUCACAGGGUUUUUUAAGCCAGGUUUUUUUUUACUUUCAUACCGUCCAGGCAAUGACGAACUCUCGGAAGAGGAGAGGCUCCAUCUUCUUAGGGAGACCAUCCAACGGUUGCCCCCUGCACACUACCACAGCCUUCGUUACCUCAUGGGUCAUCUCAACAGGUGAAUCCUUGUUACGUUGUCCUCUGUUCUCUUUUAAUGCACCCGCCUACAAAUUUUCAGGUGCCCUCCUCAUCGUGGUCGACUGUGCUAUUUAUCUAGGAAUGCAGUGCCAGAGGCUGGCGUAUGGCACACAUUAGACGGAAGCUUGUCACACCAACCACUGCACCCGAUCAAAUGUCUAGUCUGCAUCUCUCUAACCUGUCGCCAGUAUGAGAAGGGUAGGAUAGGAUGUGGUCAUUGCAGCCCUGACCCAGCGCUCAGUUCCCUCGCUGAUAGAUAAUCAAACACGUUUUCUGACUGUCAUGAUACGCUAACAGACAUGACUUGAAGCCUGUCAACUGUUGAUAUAACUUGGUCUCAUUCAGUCCAGGCCAUGGUGACUCCUUGAUGAGGUCUGUGUGGCAGCUUUCCCUAGUAGAAACUUCAAGGCCUUUUUGUUUAAAGUCCUGUUAGUGCGUCCGCAGCAACCUGUAUGUGACCUUCGUAGUCUUAAAUUCCGUCUCGUCAACUCACACCCAGCUUUAAUCGUCUUGACUCGCUGACAGAGGAAGAGAGAGAGAGAGGUAAAUGCGGCGCAAGUCUGCAUUACAAUAAACAAAUUAACACUCCAGUCACAACUCUGUGCCCUCCAGUGCAGUGGGAGUUAUGGUCGCGUGCGACGGAGGUAUUUAUGGCGCCAGGGGCGGGCGGGAGAUUCUGGAACAAAUGCUGGUUUAUUGUUCUAUGCUUUUCCCCUAAGACGCCAGAUGCCACCGUUCUCUCUGUCAGAGUCAUAAGCUAAGAGCCUGCUUUGGAAAAGUGCACUACGGUGAAGAUUGCUCUGUAAAACACUGGUCAGGGCUGAAAACAGGUGCGUUCAGAAAAACAGCCUGACAGGCCUGAGUGGUAGGAGGUGGGAAUAUGAACCUUUCGUAUUACAUGUGACCUUACGCUAAAUUCCAAAUGGGGGUUGAUGUUAGGGUUGGCGUUAGAACACAGGAAUGGGAACCCCCGAAAUUUAACACAAGUCUACGUGUAGUACGCGGGGUGUCCGUAUUCCCGUGUGUCCGACCGCCUGAACUACUACUGAGGGGAAAGAAGAGGAAUCUACAAGACAGGAGGCGCCGUCGCUCAUCUGCGCGGCACGCUCUGUGCUCCAGCUCCUAAGAUCCCGUGGUUAUAUCUCUCCAUCUCCUCGCUCUUUGUGCUCGAAUUGUCCUUUUACUCACGCCUAAUUGCCCCUCCCCUAUCAGCCCCAGCCUGCAGUUUCACCGACGGCUGACGGGCGGGCUUGGGGUAGUUAAGUGCCAAACUAUGGUUGGCUUUCCGCGGCCGGUUGGUGCAGAUGGACUGGCCGAACCAAAAUGAAGUGGCUGACUGUGGUCGGGUUGGCGCUGUCCCCCUUUUCCCCUGUCUUUGUGUGGACCAGCACCCCUUCCCACCCCCUCGAAAGACCUGCCCUUUGGUUUUUUGGGGUAGUGGAUUGGUAACUAGUAGGCGGCUUAGGGGGAAGGAAGAAUUUGUUGGGAAGGUGUGAGUGGCAAUCAUAGCGGUGUGCGUCCUGUCGCGCCGUCUUCGCCUUCGCAGUUUAUCCCUGGUACCCCCCUCCCCGUUUUCCCUCCUCUCUCAUGCCGGCAUCGGAGAGUCGCAACCAGUUUGUCCUUAUUUUACUGCGGUGAACUUCGACGCGACCUUUGCCCUGCCGAGCUUUAGAGGGCAAAAUUCGCACAAGUCCUGUGCCUCUUGCCUUUUUAGGAAGAGAAAUCUGAGAAAAAUAGUGUUGGUUAGUGUUAAGUAAAAAUAAUUCUGUGCGAAAACCGGAAAUAUUGGAACUGGAUGUAUUACAGGCAGAUAAACAUGGUACUAUUAUAAUAUAUCGGUGCAAGACCGUGAGUCCGCUUUAGAAACUAUAGGAAAGGGUGUCAAAUUAGUACUAAUGAGCAUUCAGAGAUCACUGAAGCAACGUUUGAGGCAUUUACAAUUGAGCGGUUGGACAGGAAUUGCGCGUUGCCUGUUUAUUGUUUAAAAGUGCUCAGUUCUUACAUUGCAAGCUUGACCUGAUAUUUAACCCAUUUCGCUAAUGUUGAUUGUAUUUUGAACCAAAACGACCGCUCUCUCUAUUCACACAUGAACAUGCCUCUGCUUUAACGUAGGGAACGGAGUACUUGGUCCACUAAAACUGAAAUUCCCUUUUUGUUUCUUCGUGCUAAUUAAUAGCGCCAUUUGCUGGCAAAGCCCAUAUCCCCAUGAAAGAAGUAGUCAUCAAAAGUAUUCAGUCCAGCGGUGGUGAAAUCGUCGAUUUUCGUUCGUGUUCAGCCUUGCUAUUCAAGGACUUCGCCUGACAAUCCCUGCUUCAACUAAGAGGUUAUCCAACCACACACCGGUCACAGCGACAGUCACGCUUCCCUUGAUCUGCUUUAUUUUCGCGAUUUUCUGUUGUACCUAAAUAAAAAAUAGGGGUUCGGUCAAACACCGUCAGUUUUGAUUAUUCAUUUUCCGAAGCUUGGACUUAAAGUAAUUAAUUUUGUCCUUUUGAAACGUUUGUACACAGCCUCAGGAUCCGUCCUGCAGCCGUUGUUUACCACAAAGAACCUACACCUAUCUUCGAUCACAAUUGCCUAGCUAGUUUCGGUUGCGUCGACGCAUCCGACUUAGACCCCGACCGCAUGCAGGCGGAGUACGAAUCUCUCUCUCUCUCACACACACACACUCACUCUCUCUCUCACCUGGUUUCACUUUUCAGUGACUAUGGCCGUUGCGCCCGGCAGUUCCGUUGGGCCGCGGACGGGAGCUGGGCGCAUCAAAAGGGAAUGACCUCAUUUGGCGGCUAGGCCCUCAGCUCCAUCAAGGCGACUACCCCCCCCCCCCCCCCCCCCCCAAUUAGCACCUUAUGCACCCUCAUGCCACGAGCUGUAGUUACAGGAAGUCAGUUCAUCUACCAGUUCAGACCAAACUAUGGCUGACAAUGACGCUUUCGGUUGUCGGCAGUCUGUUGCUCCUACAUCUACGCAACCCCGAUGAAGCAGAUCUCACAGGUCUCAUCGAGGCUUUUUCGGUCCGCUUGCGAAAAGACGUCGCCUAACUGAAAGAGAUUGUCUUGACAAAAUUACACCUCUCCUUACCCCCCUCCCAACGUGCGUCCAAAAAUUAGGCGCUUUUAGUAGUCUUUGAGGAGAGCAGUAGACACGUGCAGCCACGCGUAAACAGUUACAGUGUUGCCUGCCAAACCAUCUCGGGAUAAUUGAGCCAAGUGCAACAGGCAGUUGUCAAGUCAACGCCUCCCGCUACUAAUGCAUGCCCCCCCCCCUCGUUGUCCAGUGCUUUUAGUGCACUGUGCAUUACUGUGGCCUAAUCCAAAUGCUAACCGCUUUGCCUCCCACUCAUGCACCGAUCCACCUACCUGAGGUGAAGUAACCGAAAUAUAACUUUUAAGAAGCUAAACUGACGGUUGUUUCUAACCUCGCAGCAUUCUGUCAUCCUCAGUGCAGCCAAAGUGCAACUGGUCAGUUUGUGUUCAGAAUGCGGACUACAGGUUGUGGGAUUGGUCGGUCCCUUGUUCUCACUGGUUUCCAUAAAGUCUCUCAGACGUGCAGAUGGCCAGAUUGUUCAGUGUGAUUAUCUAGCAUAAAAUCAAGCUUUUCUUGCAUUGAAAUAUUCUUCCUUGUCUUCUGCCAAUGUCUUCUGACAAGUGCGAGAAGAUUUUAGAUGGGAUUGAGAUCCGGGCUGUUGGCAGGGAUAAACAUCGACUGGAGGCCAAAUUCGGAGAGGCUGGUUGUUGUCUAAAAAGUCAGAUUACGGUUGAAAACGUUAUUAGAUUCAUGCUUCUCUAGAACAAUGAAUAGGAGCAUUAUCCUGUAGAAUUAUGGCAUCCAUUGGGCAUCAGGCAAUGCCGUCGCAGCUGAAGACAUCCUUCACAAUUUUGACGAACACCUUGCUGUCGAUGGUGUCCGUAGUCAACCACAAGACUGACCGCUCUCCGAAUUUAAUAGGCACCAAAGCCAUUGACUGUCGACAGUUCUUAAAUGUUGUCGUCGGUGCAGUAUUCCCUUUUGGGAAGUUCCUUCCACAAAUGACCAUCAGGGUUCCUUAACCCUAACCUCAACCGUUACCGUUAACCGUUAGCCCCAACGACAACCCUAACCCUAGCCAAAAUCGUAAACGUAACCGUAGCCCUUAGACAUAGCCGUAACUGAGAAACCUAACCGUAAUACUGGAACCUAGUCGUAUGCUCAAACCCUAAAACCUAAGCCUAAAGGCAUAACCCUAACCGGGAAAUCGGAAACCAUUACCCGGUAUCCUAAUCCUAACCUCAAACGUAAAAUGGAAGCCAAAUGUGUCAGAUGUGAUUAUGGAGCCCCACAAAAUAACCCCAGUAAACAAGCCCCCCAGCUAACUGUAAUGCGGGUCCGGGCAACCAACUGGUAUCUAGCCUGUUUUUCUUUAAUAAAACUGACUUGAAAUGAGUCCCUCUCAAGUAAAUGGCUUUCUGUGCCUUAAAUCACUUCAAUAAACAACAAUACCACAUAUAUGACAUACUUCUCACUUAAAUUCCGACCACGACACUUCAUGAGUUCGAUCACCUGCUGUAACUGUGACCUGGCCGUGAGAUCAUUUUAACACGGCAAGACAGCAAUCUUACUUGCCUUGCCUGAACAAGCAUAUUGCCUGGGCUCCUGCGGGCAGCUGAGCGUUCGUGCCCCACUGUAUUGCCUAAAUGAUCUUUUUUCUGAACCUAUCCCUUUUGAGCCCGUGCUGAAGGACAGGCCGGUGUGGUUUCCGUGUUUUAGUCGGACACUCAUUUUGAGUAGCAUAUUUAGACACGCGCACUCACAAGCUAGUUACAGUAGGUGGGCUAACUCGUGAAAUGUCAACUGAAAUUCCGAAAUGCGUUUUCACUUCGAAAAGAUUAAUUAAGUAGGGUUGUAAAACUAAUCAGCCUGCCGUAUAAUUCUACAAUAAUUCAAUUACCUCAGGAUGCCGGCUUUCGAACUCCCUUCCGGCUGCAUAAAAAACAUUACUCUGUAAGAAAUGACUAUUUAAGUAGCAUGCAUUCUCUCAUUGAUUUUCGAUGCCCCUAAAAGUCGUAUUAUAUUUCAUGGAAAACAUUCAUAAAAUGUUCAUUCUUGCGCUCAUUUGGUAGAAGAUUACGUCUUUCACUCUUAUACUCGAAUGAAGGGCAUAAUUCGGUUUUGAAAAAAGUUUCUGAUUGUUAGACUUUUAAAUACCCUGAAAUGGCUGUUCAUAAAACGUCAUGUCUGUGCAUUUGCCAAUGUGGCUUAUAAAGGUAGCAAUACGGAUCAAAUCCAAUGCUAGAUUUUAUGAACCCCAUAUGGUCUCCUCUCAAUACCGUAGAGGAAUGUGUGGUUUUCCGCACGCAGGAAAUACAUGGCUUGUAGUUUGGAGAUCAUGAAUGUAAGUGUGACGACAGAACGGGUAACUGAAAUAUUGUAGAAUUAUGUUGCAGGCUGAUUAGCUUUACAACCCUAUUUAAUUAAUCUUUUCGAAGCGAAAACGCACUUCGGAAUUUCGGUUGACAUUUCAUAAGUUAGCUCACCUACUGUAUUAUUUUUUUGCAAUAGUUCGCCUCUCUUCUCGAUAAAAUCAAUGUAUUCGAUGUGUCCAUUGUGAAUUUAGCGUUCUGCCUUCCUCCGAAAUGUUUAGCUGUCUAACUUACGACAGCCCGACCGUCGUGACCGACGAUGCCCACCGCGUAUUCCAUAGCAAGCUGAGAGCAGACACGGUAGCUUGCUUGUGAACUAGUUUAUAAUGGUAAUAUAGUUACGCAGCAUCCACAGCACUCUCCUCCCCCACCUGGUUCCGAUGUCGACGCGUAGUCAAGAAGAUCCGGGGGGUGAUGGCGGGCGCAGGUGGAUGAUAAGGCGUAUAAACCUGCACCUAGGCGUACCUCCGCACCAUAGAGGCCACAUUAUGAAGGAGCCUUUGCAACCCGACUCUCAGAUCACCAGUCGGCCACCACACAAACACUUAUACUGGACCGACUGCAAGGUCAGAAAAAGGAGGAUGAUUGAGCAACCACGCACACGGCCUGUAUGCCCACCGGGAGCUCAAACUCAUCCACCGGUCGUGAAUCAGGCGCCAGAGAACUACCAGCGCACACCAGGCUGCGAGGGCCAUGGGUUUCUGAAGCGUGGCAUAGCAUGUACAUACAAUUCUUCGGCUGUCUAACUUGGUCAAAGACAACUUAGACACAUUGGUCGCUGCGGAUAAACUCCUUUGCUCUAUGAGAUUUUCCUUUGUUGGUCAAAAUUAGCCCCUGGGAUAAAACAGCAAAUGGAAAGUGGAUAUUUAGUCAAUAAACCCCCUGUUGCCAGAAUGUCAUCGAUGCCUGUGUCAGCUCUUAAUACGCGGAAGUGGAUAUCCAGUCUAACUAGACAAAGGAUGAUUGAUGUUUACGCCUUUACGAAAUUCUAAAGGGUUAAUACUGGCUAGUUGUUAGUUGAAUCUCCUCCGCGUGCUUAUUGCAUUUGGGAGCGGAAGUCUGACCAGUUAGUUCAGGAGGUUAACUCUCAGCGCCGAUAUGCAACCAUUGUGGUGAUGAGCGCCAGAGGUCCGCCCCAUUGCAGCAUCUGUCAAAUUCCAAUUUUUGUUCCAUAUUUAACACGGUUUCAUAGUUGUUUAAAAUGUAUGAUCCUCUUUCAAUUUCUUAACCUAUUUUUCCACGUUCUACCCAAUGGGGAACUGCGUAUUCAACCUCAAUGUCGUAUUCAUACACUUUCAGGGUCGCCCAAAACCACCGGAUGAACAUGAUGACUUCGGAGAACCUAGCCAUCGUAUUCACUCCCAGCCUCAUGAGUUCCUCCUUCACUGACCCAACCAGCUGUCUUGAGGGGGCUAAAUUUGAACAGGCCGUUGUGGAGCGCAUGAUAUCCGACUACGCGCGCCUCUUUGAGGAUUCCCCCACCACCACCACCUCCUCUUCUCCCUCGCCCUCCACCACUGGCACGCAUUCUCCCUCUGGCGAUCUGGUGGAUCUACAACGAAGCCCACAGCUUCUGCAGGAUCCUCGGCCUGCUUCGCCUGCACGUCGAUCCAGUGCAGUUGCACAGAAUUCCUAA
Messenger RNA from Spirometra erinaceieuropaei, 10734 nucleotides. The record is from the annotation of a GenBank genome assembly. Lineage: Eukaryota; Metazoa; Platyhelminthes; Cestoda; Diphyllobothriidea; Diphyllobothriidae.